This is a messenger RNA of Penicillium griseofulvum, 540 nucleotides long. RefSeq names its product gamma-glutamylcyclotransferase family protein. Bases 1 to 540 code for a protein of 179 amino acids. NCBI's taxonomy places the organism in Eukaryota, Fungi, Ascomycota, Eurotiomycetes, Eurotiales, Aspergillaceae. The transcript has a single exon. The record is from RefSeq and is a predicted model, not a curated record.
AUGUCUCAGCAGCCUCAGGGACAAGAAGUCGUAGGUUCUCCAAAUAUGUCGAUGCGGGCUAAGGGGUUGACGCCUUACGAGGUCAUGCGGUCUGCACCCGACAAUCUCACCAACACCCAAGAUGACCAUUGCGAGAUUACCCCUAAAUACCCGGUAUAUUAUUUUUUCUAUGGAACAUUGACAGCUCCAGCAACCCUUCAACGAAUCAUCGAUCUGUCAGAGGAGCCAGUAAUGCGGAAAGCCAAAGUCCUCGGAUACACGCUUGCAAAGUGGGGCGAUUACCCUGCUCUGAUAGAUGGAGAAUCAGGACAGGAGGUUGAUGGAUAUGCGUACCUUGCACAGACAAAGGAAGAAGCCCAGAAGCUUGCAUAUUAUGAGACGAAUGCUUAUACGGAGGCACACUGCUUGAUCUAUUUUGAUGAAGAACCCAUCCAAGUAUCAGGAAAGACAUUCGUGUAUGCAGGGGAUGCAAAGGCCUUGUUAGAACAACGAUUUGAUCGUAAACUAUGGCUGCAUCAAACGGGUGGGAAAUUGGUAUGA